GCCAAUCAGCUCUCCGUGACGACAGCGAGGCGUUUCCCAUCAUGCACUACAUCCAACUGCGCAUGCGUCGUUCAAAGAUGGAGUCCGACGAGCCUCCGGUGUCGGUCUCCGUGUCUCCGGGAGAAAAGAUGAGGCUGUUGGUGAAGCAGCGAGUCCACGCGGCCGUUGAAGAGUCUUCUGGGCUGUUGGACACAUUGACAGCAGCUUAUGAGGACACCGUGUCUCCGCUCAGAGAACACGAGCGACACGCAUCAGACGUCCAGCAGCUGUUGGUGGUUAAAAAAGAGGUUCCUUUUGAGCAGCAGGUCUGGAGCUCCAGUCUGGACCAGGUGCAUCCAGAGCCCCCACUAGUUAAAGAGGAACAGGAGGACCAGGAGAACCCAGAGCCCCCCCACAUUAAAGAGGAACAGGAGGACCCAGAGCCCCCCCACAUUAAAGAGGAACAGGAGGAACUCUGGACCAGUCAGGAGGGAGAGCAGCUUCAAGGGCUGGAGGAGGCUGGUCUCAAGUUCUCAUUCACUCCUGUGAAGAGUGAAGCUGAAGAGGAAGCUCAGUCCUCUCAGCUUCAUCAAAGACAAACUGAACCGAUGGAAAUAGAAGCUGAUGGAGAUGAUUGUGGAGGACCAGAACCAGCCAGGAACGCAGAUCCAGAUCCUGAUGAAAAGACUGGAGACUCUUCAGAACCAGAUACUGAUGAGGAGACUGGAGACUCUUCAGAACCAGAUACUGAUGACUCUGUUGAUUGGAAGAAGACCAGAGAACCUCAAGCAGUCCGGGGUCGGGUCUUUGGGCAGCAGACCCAGCAGGCUGACUCAGACUUCCCUCUCACCUGCAACAUUUUCCAGCUCUUUCUGGGGGAUCCUGAGGCGUUCCUAGGCCAGCAGCGAGAUGUAAUCCCUCCAGCGGGUCCUGGGUCUUCCCCGGGGUCUCCUCCCAGUUGGACGUACUUGGAAAACCUCUAAAGGGAGACGUCCAGGAGGCGUCCGAAUCAGACGCCCGAACCACCUCAGCUGACUCCUUUCGAUGCGAAGGAGUAGCGGCUCAACGCCAAGCUCCCUCCUGAUGUCCGAGCUCCGAACCCGAUCUCUCAGGCUGAGCCCGGCCACCCUACGGAGGAUAUUCGCGACCUUGAUCUUUUGGUCACGGCCCAAAGUUUGUGACCAUAGGUGAGGAUUGGAACGUAGACCGACCAGCAAAUUGAGAGCGUUGCCUUUCGGCCCAGCUCCUCUUCACCAAGACGGUCCGCUAUAGCGCCUGUUUUACUGCUGCAGCCGCACCGAUCCGCCUGUCGAUCUCUCUCCAUCUUACCCUCACUCGUGAACAAGACCCCGAGAUGCUUGAACUCCUUCGCUUGGGGCACUCUGUCCCACCUGGAGGGAGCAGUCCACCGGUUCCCAGCAGAGCACCAUGGCCUCAGAUGUGGAGGUGCUGACUCUCAUCCCCGCCGCUUCACACUCGGCUGCAAAACACCCCGAAAAUAAAGAUGGUUAAACAAACUGUCAAGCUGAUACAGACUCCAACACAAGUGUAUUCAGCUAAGAUUAAGCUACUUUAUAAUUAGAUUUAUAGAAAAUAGGUUGUAUAUAGACACUUUAGAAUUAUAGUGGAACGCUGAGCACAUUGGCCCUCUUUCUGCCACACAGCAUCUCACACACACACACUGGCCCUCUCUGACCCCUCACACACACACACACACAUUGGCUCUCUCUCUGCCACCCCCAACCCCACACCUACACUGGCCCUUUGUAACUAUCCUGGGACCGACCUUCUAGCCACAGCUCAUCCCAUCCCAAAGAGAUAAGACUAUCUUAAGACUCCCGAGCUCUUUAGAGAAUCUUCAAAAAAGCAACAAGUGAAUCAUGUCUUUGUCCCGCACAUGAACUCUUCAAGCAGAGUCAAUUAACCCCAUAUACAAAGAAAUGAGAAACAACAUGCACACACUACUGAUGGCUGGAGAAGGAAGACCUGAGUGGGGCCUAGAGGGUUGGACUACACCCUGUGCUCCAAUGAGGCUCCUAAGUCUAAACCACGGGCCGCCUCCUACUUAUUAUGCAAAUCCAAUCACAAGUGCUCUUAAAGACUUUAUAUGCAUAACUAAUCUUUUGGAAUGUCAGUCUGUCAGGAAUGGAGCGAGCGGAGGCCCUUCCUACAGACCCGAGUACACGCAUUCAGCUUGUGUGAUACUCUGUUGAAUAAACCUGAUUGAAGUUCAACUAAAAUCCUUCUGCAGUACGGCUGGUCUCUCCUGCACGCGUACUCGUGGAUUGGUUAAAUCGCGACACUACACAUCAGUUUUUCUGGUAUUGUCUUGUGUUUCAUGUGUUAUGUAUUGUCAUGUUUAUAUGAAUUUAAAUUGUUUUACAUUGUCAUAGUCUCUUUAGGUUCUUGUUACCUCUGCAUCGUGGGAUCAAGUGUUGGUACCACUUGCUCCUCGGAGGCCUGUUGGAGAUCUGGCUCUGGAGCUUCUUCAAGCUGGGACUGAAGAAGCUCUCGCUGGUCUGCCGCUCCUUUACUGGUCCUGCAGAUUCUGCUGGAGUCUCUCUGUGGAGAGAGGAGGACACUUGGUUGAAGAUAGCUCGCUCUAGAGUUUUGGAAAGAAAAGGCCGAAGAGAGAAAGGUCUGUAGUCGUUGACUUCAGAUGGGUUGAGGGUGGUUCCCUUCAGGAGACGGUUCACUCUCGCCUCCUUCAGAGGGUUAGGGAAACGUCCGGUUGAGAAGCAGCUGUUGAUAAGAUGGGUGAGAACGGUUAGAAGGUCAGAAGCAACAGCCUGGAGAAUGUGAGAUGGGAUGGGGUCAAGAGGUCAGGUGGUCGGGGCGCCGUAGAUUACUAAGGUAAGAACCUGAUCAGGAGACAGGGGGAUGAAAGAGGGAAGAGAGGGGGACGAAGAAGAAGUUCAUGGAAUUGUAGUGAGAGAAGAUGGAUUAGUGAAGGAGCGUGUGUUGUCCAUCUUGUUAGUAAAGGAGACGACAAAGUGGCUCUGUAGAAGUGUGGAAGGAGGGGGACAGGGGAGGUCAAGGAGGUUGGAAAAUAUAGAGACGAGUUUAAUGGGGUUAGAGAAAGAAGAUUGAAUUGAGUUUUUUGUAGAAUGAGCUUUUGGCGUCAGAGAUAGAGGCAGCGAAGAAGGAGAGAAGAGAUCGAUCGGCUAGCAGGUCGUCUGCAUGGUUACAUUUCCUUUCAGACGCUCGCUAGGCGUCUCUCGGCGGUAAUCGGGAAGACAGCGGCAGAGACGACGGAGAAUCAGCUGCAGGUGAAGAAGCCGAGUUGGGAAAGCCGAUCAGCGUUAUGAUAAAAGAACUAGUUAACUAGAUCCUGUUGGAUUGGCGCAUUGCUCAAAUAGUUAAUAAAAGGCUUCCAGGUCUCAUCAAAAGGAUUCACUGGAAUCUCUGAGUCCAAAUCUGAUCUUUUAAAGUUUUAUAUGAUUUAGGAUCUCUUUUAACUGUUAUGUGUGGGUGGGAGAGCGUGUUUCCACUUAAAAAGUAUGAGGUGUCUAGCUAACGGUGUCGUGAAGGCCAGGAGGCAGGUUGUGUGUGUGUAAGUGUGGCAGAGGGUAGCCUCACUCUCUGGGCGUCAGCACACCUAAUUUGGGGGAGCCAAUCAUAGUGCGCGGGGCCCGGUAAAAGUGACGGGGAAGCGUUUGGUUUCCCCUUGACAUCAAGCACGGCUUCCGCCACAUUUACGGACGCGUUGGGCUCCCCUCCUCCUGUAGGCUACGGAGGUUCAUCUCUGGUGCGCGCUGGUGAGUUCAGUUCCACUCCGGCUGUUAUGGUCUCACUGUGACGUGUACCUAACUCGUUCCGAUUUUUUAUAUAGCCGGCAGCUUGCCUCCUCCCACCUUCCAAGUGGAAUGCUUGGAAUGCCCGACUGAUCGGUAGGUGACAUCCGGGUGCGGGGUCCCGUAGCUUGGGAAGUAUUACUAUUAUUAUUUUGACGGGCUUUCGUCCUUUUAUUUUAGGAGACUGUUGGCCGGGUCGGCGGAACGCUGCCACUCCAUAUGGGCCACUGCUGUUUUGCCUUGGGUUGUUUUAACCAUUGCCGUGGCACUGUUGAGCGUCCACAAACGCUAUUUACGGCAACGCAACUGCGUCGGCUGUGGCUGCGUUGCGGCCUGACCGGGCACAGGGCCGAGCCAACACUGCCUCUGCGGCGCGUGGGACGCCAUUUAGCUCCCUUUGAGUAGGAGCCGUUACUGGGAUUUAUUAGGUUGUCUUGUGUUUAUCUGUUUUUGUUUCUCAUUUGUCUCCUGCUUAUUAUUUGUCUUUUGUUUGAUUUUGCCACGUGGGGUUUUCCCUUCAUGGGGAAACCCGGUUUUGUUAUUAAUUAAGUUAGUCUUUUGUGUUUGUAGGUGCUCGCAGACCAAGGUGGCGGGAGUGGCGCUUCCGGGAUUUGGGGUCUCCCUUUGUGUGUUGUGUUUUUAAGUUAUCUCCAGUGCGGACCCUCACGUGUGUUGUGUGAGUGUGCUGAGGGCGUGCACGAGUGAUUGGGGUGCUUACUUUGCUUUUGGGACCCCACCCGCGCUGGUCUACCUCACCCGCCACCGGUCAGUCCCCGCCCUACACCUUUAUUUUCAGUAACGGCCCUUUUUAUUAUUAUCUUGCAUUUUAUACCUUGUGUGAUCAAAUAAAUAUUGUAUAUGGAUUGGAA
Pseudoliparis swirei is the source of this 4642-nucleotide messenger RNA. RefSeq names its product cilia- and flagella-associated protein 251-like. The transcript is spliced from 3 exons. The record is from RefSeq and is a predicted model, not a curated record. NCBI's taxonomy places the organism in Eukaryota, Metazoa, Chordata, Actinopteri, Perciformes, Liparidae. Bases 42 to 962 code for a protein of 306 amino acids.